Propithecus coquereli (Coquerel's sifaka) is the source of this 2756-nucleotide messenger RNA. It is a transcript of the gene PODN, whose product is annotated as podocan. The transcript is spliced from 11 exons. NCBI's taxonomy places the organism in Eukaryota, Metazoa, Chordata, Mammalia, Primates, Indriidae. The record is from RefSeq and is a predicted model, not a curated record. The coding region runs from base 96 to 1934 and encodes 612 amino acids. Gene Ontology annotation, molecular function: protein binding.
AAUGGAAGGAGCCCGAGCCCGCCGAGCGCAGCCGACUCUCGGGGAGGAGCGUUCGGCCGGCGGGGCGCGGCACGGCGCGGGGCGCAGCAGGCACCAUGGCCCGGAGCAGGGCGCUGCUGUUCCUGCUGCUGUUGCCGCCACAGCUGCACCUAGGACCUGUGCUUGCAGUGAGGGCCCCGCUGUUUAGCCGAAGUGGCGGCCAUAGCCUGAGCCCUGAAGAGAAUGAAUUUGUGGAGGAGGAGCCGGUGCUGGUCCUGAGCCCUGAGGAGCCAGCGCCUGGCCCAGCCACAGUUGACUGCCCCCGAGACUGUGCCUGUUCCCAGGAGGGUGUUGUGGACUGUGGCGGCAUUGACCUGCGUGAGUUCCCAGGGGACCUGCCUGAGCACACCAACCACCUGUCUCUGCAGAACAACCAGCUGGAGAAAAUCUACCCCGAGGAGCUCUCUCGGCUGCACCGGCUGGAGACGCUGAACCUCCAGAACAACCGCCUGACUUCCCGAGGGCUCCCAGAGGAGGCAUUUGAACAUCUGAACAACCUCAAUUACCUGUACCUGGCCAACAACAAGCUGACCUUGGCACCCCGAUUCCUGCCAAACGCCCUGAUCAGCGUGGACUUCGCUGCCAACUAUCUCACCAAGAUCUACGGGCUCACCUUUGGCCAAAAGCCAAACUUGAGGUCUGUGUACCUGCAUAACAACAAGCUGGCGGAUGCCGGGCUGCCGGACAACAUGUUCAAUGGCUCCAGCAACGUCGAGAUCCUCAUCCUGUCCAGCAACUUCCUGCGCCAUGUGCCCAAGCACCUGCCGCCUGCCCUGUACAAGCUGCACCUCAAGAACAACAAGCUGGAGAAGAUCCCACCAGGGGCCUUCAGCGAGCUGAGCAACCUGCGCGAGCUGUACCUGCAGAACAACUACCUGACUGACGAGGGCCUGGACAAUGAGACCUUCUGGAAGCUCUCCAGCCUGGAGUACCUGGAUCUGUCCAGCAACAACCUGACGCGGGUCCCGGCAGGGCUGCCACGCAGCCUGGUGCUGCUGCACCUGGAGAAGAACGCCAUCCAGCGCGUGGACGCCGACGUGCUGACGCCCAUCCGCAGCCUGGAGUACCUGCUGCUGCACAGCAACCAGCUGCGCGCGCACGGCAUCCACCCGCGGGCCUUCCAGGGCCUCAAGCGGCUGCACACGGUGCACCUGUACAACAACGCGCUGGAGUGCGUGCCCAGCGGCCUGCCCCGCCGCGUGCGCACCCUCAUGAUCCUGCACAACCAGAUCACCGGCAUCGGCCGCGACGACUUCGCCACCACCUACUUCCUGGAGGAGCUCAACCUCAGCUACAACCGCAUCACCAGCCAGCAGAUGCACCGCGACGCCUUCCGCAAGCUGCGCCUGCUGCGCUCGCUGGACCUGUCCGGCAACCGGCUCCACGCGCUGCAGCCCGGGCUGCCCCGCAACGUGCACGUGCUGAAGGUCAAGCGCAACGAGCUGGCUGCCCUGGCGCGCGGGGCGCUGGCGGGCAUGGCCCAGCUGCGUGAGCUCUACCUCACCGGCAACCGACUGCGCAGCCGGGCCCUCGGCCCCCGCGCCUGGGUGGACCUCGCUGGCCUGCAGUUGCUGGACAUUGCUGGGAACCAGCUUACAGAGAUCCCCGAGGGGCUCCCCGAGUCACUCGAGUACCUGUACCUGCAGAACAACAAGAUUAGCACCGUGCCUGCCAAUGCCUUUGACUCUACACCCAACCUCAAGGGCAUCUUUCUCAGGUUUAACAAGCUGGCCGUGGGCUCUGUGGUGGACAGCGCCUUCCGGAGGCUGAAGCACCUGCAGGUCUUAGACAUUGAAGGCAACUUUGAGUUUGGUGACGUUUCCAAGGACCGUGGCCGCUUGGAGGAGGAAGAAGAAGAGGAUGAGGAGGAUGAGGAGGAAGAGGAAACGAGAUAGUGGCAAGGUGACACAGAUCUGACCUAGGACAGUGGACCACCGGACUCCUUUCUGCAGCACACGCCUGUGCCCUGUGAACCCCCAUCCUGCCACACUCAUGGUCACACCCAGCGCUGCACCCAUGGGGCAUCCCACACAACACAGCCUGAGCACAGCCAGACACGUGUAGAAAGCACGUCACACACACCCAGCUCAGCCACACACAGCCAGUUCCACACCCCCCUCCAGACCAUCACACUCUCCACCCACACCCACACCCCUGCCGUGCUCUCUGAGUCAGCAGACUCGGGAGGGUCUGACCCUGCCCUGCACACACGGGCUCCUGCUACCUUCCCUGCUGACACGUGUACUCGUGUGUCCAUGUGUGUACACACACACAUACACAGUCGUGUGCAGACAGCCCUCCAGGGCCUAUGCCACCAACAGCUCUUGCCCCCAGUGGGAACUGGCCAGAGCAGCUCGCCGUCUGCCCAGUGCAUCUGUCCGUCCGUCCCCUGGAGAAGACACAGAGUUAUCUCUGUGCUCUGGCCAGGUGCCUGCUACCCUCUGGAACUCACAAAAACUGGCUUUUGUUCCUUUGCCUCCCUUUGGGGGCAGGAACCUUCAGGACUACUGCCCUGGCCCGGCCACCCUGUACUCCCAGGUGCUGGGGCAGUCAGUUUGCUGAGAGCCCCUCCCUGCCACGCGCUGGUAGGCCAAAGGCACUUUCUAACGGGCGAGCCCCACCAAGGCUGGACUGGAGAGUCUCCGGGUGCUGCUGGGGCCUUGGGCAGGAGUGAGGCAGAGGCCGUGUGCUGGGCCGGGCCAGGCAGGAAGGGCCCA